AUGACGACGGAAGGCGACAAUUCCGCGUCUAUCCACCCCGCACAACCUGGGAUAAGGCUUCCCCAGCAGCUGCAGCAGACCUCUCAUGAAGAACCAGGCUCCAUAGAGGUCUCCAGAGAAGUGGCGCUGUUCCUUAUCGAGAUCUACUUCGAAAGGCACUACCAGGCCGAUCUACUGUUCCACAAAAGAGACUUUAUACGGAGCUACAAGUCUGGGCGCAUAUCUGACCAAGUCUCGCGAGCCAUCUUUGCUUUUGCCUCCGUGUACGUUUCGUAG
Penicillium chermesinum is the source of this 276-nucleotide messenger RNA. RefSeq lists its product as uncharacterized. Bases 1 to 276 code for a protein of 91 amino acids. The transcript has a single exon. The record is from RefSeq and is a predicted model, not a curated record. NCBI's taxonomy places the organism in Eukaryota, Fungi, Ascomycota, Eurotiomycetes, Eurotiales, Aspergillaceae.